Messenger RNA from Myodes glareolus (Bank vole), 5612 nucleotides. The record is from RefSeq and is a predicted model, not a curated record. Lineage: Eukaryota; Metazoa; Chordata; Mammalia; Rodentia; Cricetidae.
CCCUGGGUUAUUUUGUAGACCAGGCUGGCUUGAGACUCACAGAUCUGCCUGCUGUGGUGAGAUACCAGUUAAUAUCAUUUAGAUACUUAGAUAUUUAGAUAGAUGGGUCAGGAUCUGGUGGAUGAAAGCUUCUGAGGAUGGAAAAGGCAGUUCUUGGAAAAAUGUGGUGUCCCUGAGAGAUGCUGUUAUUUACUUUUGUGCUGUGCUGAAUCCCCAUUUUCAUGCUCAGUGGCCAUUCCCACGAUUCCCACGUUGAGGCCGUCCCCACCCUUCCUGUGUCCCUUGAGUUGAGCAAGCGCUUCCUGUCCUGCUGUAAAUGAAAGUAGAGUUGGGGAUCGCUCCGCAUGUGUUUACUCUGCAGAAUGCUGGCACUGUCUGUUCCGUUAUCACAGCAAAACAGUGACGAGAAAGCCAGCAAGCAGAGCUUCAUUUCAGAGAGGGUUUGGGUUUAAGGUCUAUUGUGAUGAAGAGCUAAUUUGCUUUUGGAGCGUGUGUGAUGGCAGCCGGGACUGAGGAGGGGCUCUGAGGCCGGUCAGUCUCCCUCCCUGUUUUGAUCAGAUGAGUGGACUUCUGUGGGUCAUUCUUAAGUUUUCUUUUCUUGCUACAGCUGCUCCUUUGAGGGCAUACUGGAGCUCAGAGACGAUAUCCUAACUCUGCGAACUUCAUUCAGCGUGGCGAGAAAUUCCACACCUGCCAUAUGUGUCACUGUCUCAGCAGAUGGCACCGCCCAGUCCCAGGAACAGUACCCCUAACAGUAGCAGUGGGAGCAACGGCAAUGACCAGCUGAGCAAAACCAAUCUGUAUAUCCGAGGACUGCAGCCGGGCACUACUGACCAGGACCUUGUCAAGCUCUGUCAGCCAUAUGGCAAGAUUGUCUCCACCAAAGCCAUCCUGGACAAGACCACAAGCAAAUGCAAAGGCUAUGGUUUUGUGGACUUCGACAGUCCCUCGGCAGCACAGAAGGCUGUCACCGCACUGAAAGCCAGUGGUGUGCAGGCACAGAUGGCAAAGCAACAGGAGCAAGACCCUACAAAUUUAUAUAUCUCAAACCUCCCACUGUCGAUGGAUGAGCAGGGACUGGAGGGGAUGCUGAAGCCGUUCGGUCAGGUUAUCUCCACCCGAAUCCUGCGAGACACUAGCGGAACCAGCAGGGGAGUUGGCUUUGCGAGGAUGGAGUCCACAGAGAAGUGUGAAGCCGUCAUCACCCACUUUAAUGGGAAGUAUAUCAAGACGCCCCCUGGAGUGGCAGCACCAUCUGACCCUCUGCUCUGCAAAUUUGCUGAUGGCGGGCCAAAGAAACGCCAGAACCAAGGAAAAUUUGUGCAAAAUGGACGGGCCUGGCCGAGGAAUGGAGACAUGGGUGGUAUGGCUUUGACCUAUGACCCCACCACAGCUCUACAGAACGGGUUCUACCCAGCGCCAUACAGCAUCGCCCACAGCCGGAUGCUCGCUCAGUCUGCGCUCUCCCCAUAUCUCCCAUCUCCUGUGUCCUCCUAUCAGAGAGUGACCCAGACAUCUCCUCUACAAGUUCCUAACCCAUCCUGGAUGCAACACCAGUCGUACCUCAUGCAGCCUUCAGGCUCAGUUCUUACACCAGGGAUGGACCACCCUCUUUCUCUCCAGCAUGCCUCCAUGAUGGGACCUCUUACCCAACAAUUGAGUCACCUGUCACUCAGCAACCUGGGCACGUUCAUGCCAACAGCUGCUGCUAUGCAAGGAGCUUACAUCCCCCAGUACCCUCCUGUGCCUUCUUCCAAUGUUUCUGUUGAGGAGAGCAGUGGUCAGCAGAGCCAAGUGGCAGUGGAGACACCCACAGACCAUGGGGUCUUUCCUUUCCAGUUCAGUAAGUAACGAGGCCCAGGCCUGAGAAAAGACGACUGUGCAUGCCUGCCUUGGGCUCUUUUCCUAUUGAUGGAGGGAACCAUGUUGCUCUUCGUAUGUACUUUAUCCAAGAUCAGAAAACUUACACUGGCUGAGCUGCCUCCCAUCUUCACAGAGAGGUUGGGAUAUGUUGGAAAUUACUUACGAAGGCAAAUGAUUUCUUAAAAAAAAAAAAAAAGUGCUGGAAAAUGGAAGGAGCCCUGCUUGCCAAGUUUAGUUAUGGACUAUUUCUGAUGUGUCAUGUGUUUUAAAUAUGCAGCCCUAAAAUUUUUUGUUUUGCAAAGCUCUCAGUUCACAGGGUCUCUGUGUAGCCCUGGCAGGCCAGCCUUGAACUCACAGGGAUCCUACCCACUCUGUCUCCUGAGUGUACCACUAUGCCUGGCUGCUGUUUUUUCCUUUUUUAACUUCUUGUCCAGAUUGUUCUUUUUCUUUUCCUUCAGCUAAGCCUUGCCUACUUUGCCUUUUUACAGUUUUUAAUUUUAUGAAUUUGCCUUAAAUUUCAUGUGGGACUGGCAAAAGGGAGAGAAUUGCAGACAGUGGAGGUGGCUUUCCCUCUGCUCUCUGAGAAGAGACUGGAGUUUUGACUUUGGGAAGCAGACAUGUGACAGCCUUUGGAAGUUACUCUUCAACCAAAUUUGGUGGCAAGUUCAAAGAGGAUGAGGACUACAACAGACAUGGGUCUGACUGGAGCCCAGCUUCAGGAAUGCCUGCUCUGCCUCCUAGAGGGUCUUCAUUCUAUUCCAGGUCUCACAGCCCCAUCCCUGCUGCUUGUGGCCUUGCUCAGUCCCCCUAAACAUUCUUCCCCCAUGUGCAAGUUCUGCCCAUAUGAGGUUGUUGCCGUGUCUAUCAUCAGCUUUGACUGCCAUGCUUGGGGAGUGGUCAUGUGUGCCUGGCACCUAGCUGUAGAUCAAGGAUAGUCCUGAACACCGACAGAACAGAACCCCACCUCACCUCCUCCACCCCUCACUCCCUGGCAGCUAGAGUAUUUCCCUGCCUUCUGGAGUAGGCUAAAUCCCCAGCCCAGCCCUGGACAGAGCCUCGUAAUAUUCAUCAGGAGUGCCAGCUGCACAUAGGUGUCCUCAACAGUCUUUAAAGUUUAAGAAAUUCAGCAGGAGCUGUCUCAGCAGGGCUCGCUCAUAUGCGUGAGCCAAAUGCAGUUUGAAGGGCUGAAGGUGAGAACUGUGCUGGGCACUGUGCUGGGCUUGCUUGAGAGAGGACCAAGCUCUUUGUGCAGCACCCUGCCCAGCCCUAGAGUGUUUGGACCCCUUGCCCAGGGAACCAGAACACAGAAAUCACUUUCCUUCUUGUGGAAGGACAACAGGGUGUUAGGAUAGGAAAAGGAAAUACAUCAGCUCAUUACUUACGCCAGGAGGGACCUUGAAAUGUGUGUCUUUUUAACUAUCAAAUCCAGUUUCACCUCCACUAGACAAUCAGACAAAGCAAUGGAGAGUGGGAAAUGUGCUCAGAGGCUUGUAUAGGAAGGAAGGGUUGAACGUGGUGGUGGGAAGACACUGGCUUACUGGUGUAGCAGCUGUACAUACUGCAGAACUGGGACUCCUGGUCUGACUGCACUUCAGUGCAUUCUGGGAAUAAAGGGCUCACGGCAGUGGUGAGCAUAGAGUAUAAAGCACAGUAUGGGCUAGAGAUGGCUCCGGUUGGGAGCACUGGAUACACUUCCAGAGGUCCUGAGUUCAAUUCCCAGCAAUCAAGUGUGGUCUGGUGCCCUCUUCUGGCCUGCACACAUACAUGCAGGCAGAACACUGUAUACAUAAUAAGUAAAAAGAAUAAAAUUACCAGAUUUUUUUCACUGGUGCUUCCAACCUCAGGGAGGUCAGUUAUAUUCAGUUAAAGCCCUCAGUGACAGAACACUAAAAAGGCCGCUUUCUUGUUAGUGGUCUUUAAGGAAAACAAAACCAAACCAAGCCCAGAACUCUACUGAGUGGGCUAUUUGGAAGCUCUGCUGGUAGCCAGGGCCAGUAGGGUCCUGUUGUCACCACUGCCCUGUCACUACCUCUUAAAACUUGUUUCUUUUUCUGUAGCUCUAAAAGCAAUUUGAAUGGCUGAUGGUUUUAAAAAUUUCAAUUACCUUCUGAGGUUUCCUCUGUGAGUACUGUUUAGCUUCCAGUGUUUCUGGUUGAGCAGGUGCGAGCAUGGGAAAUGAGGGUAACCUAUAAUUUUUUUUUAUAGUGGUUAAUGGCACUGUGUAAUUCUGCUUAGUGAUUGCCACCCUCUCUUGUUCGCUCAUUACUCAGUAGUGACUGGGGACAGGAAAGAAGGAUGUAGGCUGUAGAGGGAUGGUCCGCAGGACACAGCUCCACAGGAAGCACCCCACCACACUACCCAAGGCUCUCAACACCAUGCCCAGUGCUUCCUGAAUCCUGCAGGCAUGGAGGUCAGACUUUUCUCUUUACAUCUCACCCCCAAAUUGUUUCCAGUUAGAACACACUAGAGUCCUAGGAUGGUGUCAUCCUUUACCAGGCUCCAAGCCUACCCAACCCACCUCAGGGUUACUAGCAUCCCUCCUGGGAUUCUUAAAGUGUUUUUAAGCCAAGGAUUUGAAGAACUGCCCAGCCUGUGAAGUUAGGUGCCUCUGAAGAGGGAACAGCUCGUCAGUAAUAAAGAGUUUUUUAUUGUUUUGUUGUUCCUGCUGUCCUUCCCUCCCAGACAUGCCCCCACCUUCUGGAAAAGUGUCAGAACUGCAUUCACUGAAGGCUAGUUGUUGCCUUCUUAGCCAAGAGCAAUACAGUUGAGUCAGGUCCAAACUUACCCCAGCCCUUUCUAGACCUGAACUCAGAGCAGGACUAGUCUCAACAGUUGGUUAUACAGGCAAAUCAAAUCUGUACCUUGUCACAUGGUUCUUCACAGUUCCUCUGUGAACCAAGCACUCCACUUCUGAGCAGCCUGCCCUUUCAAAGUGCCUGUAUGCAUUAGAGUCCUGAAGUUGGCAGGCUCCAGCAAGGCCUCUCCUCAGCAGCUAAAACCUCUGGGUGCCUCUUCUGCUCCGUGCUGACCCUUGCUGGAGGUGGUCUCCAUGUGGCAGUGACGAGAAAGCUUGAUGCCCUCAUCACCCUUGUGACCGUGGCUCUCGGACUGGCAUCUGCUUGUUCAACUCCUGUUCUCCUUACUCAACUACCUCAGUCUCUCAGUUCAGCACAGGCAAAGCACCUGCUCCUCACCCUUCACCACCCUCGUCUUUGAAACAAACGCAGACUCUUCAGUUCAAGAGCCGAAACUGCCUUCUGGAUUGUCUUCUCUAGCAAUUUGUGGUCCCUGAUCAUCUACAAUAGCGUGAGUGCUCCAGAUCAGUCCCUGUAUGGCAAGCCAGGGCCUAGGCUGUGCAGUGACCACCUUGGGCAAUUACUAGUUACCCCAGAAACACCAGCUUCGGAGCAGACUAAGACCUCAGAGAAUAAGAGAAUAGACUUGGAGGCUGCCGUAGAGCUGAGAGGACCAGAAUGGACGUCUCUGCUCCUGCCCCUCUCUGGGGCAGGUGACAACUCUAUUGGACGGACGCACUGGAGAGGAAGUUUAAUUUAUACUUAAAACACAUUUUGUACAUUUCCCCUUCACCCAGAGACCUGUAGUUCUCACCCUCCCAUCUGCAGUGCUACCUCUUGCCCGCUCUCCUUGGCUCACUUCUGCCCUCCCUCCCCUGCAAUUUGGAAGAGCUUUACUUUUGCUAACUUCAAUCCUUUUUUUUUUCUUUUUUUAAAAUAAAACACAAAAGUUGG